This is a messenger RNA of Salvia miltiorrhiza (redroot sage), 1329 nucleotides long. Its product is annotated as transcription initiation factor TFIID subunit 9-like. Gene Ontology annotation, cellular component: transcription factor TFIID complex; SAGA complex. The coding region runs from base 577 to 1110 and encodes 177 amino acids. The record is from RefSeq and is a predicted model, not a curated record. Gene Ontology annotation, biological process: DNA-templated transcription initiation; RNA polymerase II preinitiation complex assembly. Gene Ontology annotation, molecular function: protein heterodimerization activity; RNA polymerase II general transcription initiation factor activity; transcription coactivator activity. NCBI's taxonomy places the organism in Eukaryota, Viridiplantae, Streptophyta, Magnoliopsida, Lamiales, Lamiaceae. The transcript is spliced from 3 exons.
UGGAAAUUGGCCCAGUGAAAGGAAAUAGCCCAACAUCUGAAGCCCAAACCCUACCCCUUUCUUCUUCAACACAUCAGCGGUUCCCCCUCAUCUCAAACUCUCUCCCCCCUUUUCACCAGAAAUCUGCCCGCUCCCUCUCGAAUCUGCCAUCGUGGCUCCUCCUCCGUUGAAGAGCCGACGAUCGGCCCUCUCCCUCGCCCCAUCUUCUUCUCCCUCGUUUCCCUACCUACAGAAGUCAGCGGCCGCAGCAGCUGGAACCAGCCACCACCGCCUGACCUAGCCUCCUUGAAACUACCGGCGACAGCAGCUAAGCCACCGUCACCGGCACCCUCCACUCUCUCUCCUCUCCUUCUACUCUUGGCAACGACAAGCCACCGCUGCCUCCCUCAAGUUCUCCGGCAACCAGAGCGAACCAGUCGCUGCCAUCAUCUCAGUCUUCCCUCGACUCACACCCACGCCCUUGGCCGGACAGCAGCGGCGAGUCGCCGCCGUGCCCUGCCUCCCUCCGUCUCUCGACUCUUACAGCGAACAACACAUCAAAACUACUCGACACAGCCAGGAACUAUUGCAGAGUGAAUGGCGGAGGUGGGAGAAGACGUCAUGCCGAAGGAUGCAAAGAUUGUGAAGGAGUUAUUGAAAUCAAUGGGUGUUGAUGACUACGAGCCUCGAGUCGUAAACCAGUUUUUAGAGCUCUGGUAUCGAUACGUAGUUGAUGUUCUCACUGAUUCUCACGUGUAUGCAGACCAUGCUGGGAAGUCUAUCAUCGACUCUGAUGAUGUUAAGCUUGCAAUUCAGUCCAAAGUGAAUUUUAGUUUCUCGCAGCCUCCACCUCGAGAGGUGCUACUGGAAUUGGCUCGGAGCAGAAAUAAGGUCCCCUUGCCGAAAUCAAUAGCCGGUCUGGGGAUUCCUCUGCCUCCAGAGCAGGACACAUUGAUCAACCCAAAUUAUCAGCUUGCUAUUCCCAAGAGACACAACACGCAACUGCCUGAAGAAACGGAAGAGGAUGAAGAGGCGGCCAAUGGCAAUUCGAACCAUGAUCAAGACCGGAGAAAUUUGUCUCAAGGAGCUCAGCGUGUUUCAUUUCCCCUCGGCUCCAAACAGUCUAGAUAAGUCUGUUUUCAUUGUAAUGUUACAAAUGAUCUAUGUAUCAAGUAGUUUGUGUUUUUUGCUUGUAAUGUUACAAAUUUGUGUCAGGGCGUGUUUCUGUUUUGUUGCUUGUAUAAUGCGCUUAGUUAUAGUGAUUGUCGGAAAUGUGGCUCACACUUGAAUGUUGAAGUUUGUGGAUGGCGUGCUACAUUUUCUGAAGAAAACCUCUUCCUUACUCAUUGC